AUGUAUGUGACUCGGCUUCUGUCUGCAUGCAGGAAGUCAUCAAGCACUCUUGAGGAGUUGCCAAAUGAAGGUCCAUUUUCAGGCUACCUGGUGAUCACGGACGUGGUAGCAGAAGAAGAGAACACGAGUUGCUGGGGAACAUGCGAGAUCAAAUCGGUCAAGAAGUUUCCGUUUCCUCAAGACAGGGUCCUAACCUUCCAGCCAGUUUAUGAAGAUUCCCCAAUCACCAAGCUCUGGUUCAUUCCGGCACUCGAUAGGCCUCUCUCGUCGAACAUCUAUUACGUCAUAAAUGCAGAGGGUAAAUACCGAGGCUUGUUCAUCUGUUACAUUCUGAUACCCACACAAGCCUUGAUUAAUCCAGAGAAAAUAAUGCAUAUGUUCGAGGGACGUGGACAUAGAACCAACUUGUUUCGGCACAUCCAUCAAGGACACCAGACCGAGCCAUUUCGACCCAGAGACACAUACCAAGUGUUCCAGAUUCACCAUCACAACAACAGGGGAUUCUUUGCUGAAUCAGUGGCUCCAGAUGGUUUUCCUCCGAAGCACCUACGGAAGAAAUCGUGGGAAGUUCGCACCUCACAAUCUCUCCAACCUCACUUAGAAGAGGCCUUUGGCCUCGACAUGACUCUGAGAGCCUGCCUCCCCGACUUCACUUUCCCAAUCUCAGGCAAUCAUCCAGCUCCUGCUCCUGUUGUUGUGGGCAAAUGGUAUUGCCCAUGUGUGUUUGUCAGGGACAAAGCUGUUAAGACCCAGCACCAAAUCAAGAAGUCAAUGUUCUACAAGAUGACACUCGAGCAAAAGUGGGAGGAGCUGCACACAUGUGAGAAUAAUGUCAACAAGGGCAAUAAUAAGGCGAGUGUGAAUGUGGCUUUGCCAAAGGAGGAGGCUUCGGUAUUUGGCAUGAGGGCAGCGAAGGUGGAUGAUGAGACUAGCGAUGGCUUUGUGUGGUUCAGGGUCAUGACACAUGACGAGGCAUUGAGAGGGAUCAGAUUGGGGGUGAGUGAGGCCAUUGCUGAGAAGAUGAAGUGGGUGAUGAGGGAAGGAGGUCGGGCUGAUGAUGGUGGUGAAUCGGGAAGAGAAGUGAGAGUGGAGAGAGUGGAAGAGUUCAAAGGUGACGAGGAGUGGAAAAGAUUUGGUUGCUAUAUCUUGGUGGAGAGCUUUGUUCUGACAAGAUUGGAUGGGAGUUUGGUGCUCCAGUGUGAUUUUAGGCACACUCACAGGAUUCAAUGCAAGUGGGAGUGAUUGAUUCAUUGGGUUCUCUGAGGAUAUAGUGUCUCUGUCUUAGACACACGAUGGGUUGCUUUACAAUGACUAAAUUUAUCUUGUCAGGUGUUUUUUCAUGUUGCCUCCUGAACCAUUUUCUUAAGGGAGUGAUGGGUAUUGAAUCAUUCAACUGUUCAUUGAAAAUUCUUCAACUGUUAAUGUUCUUCCGCCAUGAUAAUAGACUUUAACAAUUGAAAUUUCGAGAA
Molecule: messenger RNA, 1469 nt
Organism: Syzygium oleosum
Lineage: Eukaryota; Viridiplantae; Streptophyta; Magnoliopsida; Myrtales; Myrtaceae
Exons: 3
Coding region: 1-1242 (413 amino acids)
Source: RefSeq, a predicted model, not a curated record